Molecule: messenger RNA, 1374 nt
Organism: Ipomoea nil (Japanese morning glory)
Lineage: Eukaryota; Viridiplantae; Streptophyta; Magnoliopsida; Solanales; Convolvulaceae
Exons: 4
Coding region: 1-1374 (457 amino acids)
Source: RefSeq, a predicted model, not a curated record
AUGGGACGAGUACUGCCGGACAUUGUGGACCAAGCCCAAGGGGCUUUUGUAGGUGGGAGAUCGGUGUCUGAUAAUGUUAUGCUUGCUCAGGAACUUAUAAGGGGAUAUUCAAGAAAAAGAAUAUCCCCGAGGUGCAUGAUAAUGGUGGAUAUCCGAAAGGCUUAUGACACUGUUAGCUGGGAUUUCUUGAAGGAGGUUCUGCAUGGGUUCGGGUUUCCGAGUAUCUUCACUGAAUGGAUCAUGGAGUGUGUAAGCACAGCAUCUUUCUCGGUGAGCAUUAAUGGUACUUUGCAUGGAAAGUUUGAUGGAAGGCGGGGAUUAAGGCAAGGGGACCCCAUGUCCCCCAUGUUGUUCACGUUAUGCAUGGAAUACUUCACAAGAAUGUUGAAGGCCAAGACUGCGAGCCCGAUGUUCAAGGGAGAUGUAAGCUCGGUGGGAAUAAUGAUGAAUGCGUUGAAUGAGCUCGAAGGGACCUCAGGGCUAGCGAUUAGUGCUACGAAAUCGAAACUGUUUUGUAAGCUUGAACUGAUAGCCAAGGUGAUCCAAGGUGUGGUAGCAUACUGGAUGCAAGAGCCAAAAGAUGAGGGCGGACUUGGCUUGCGAAAUUUGAAACAUUGGAACAAUGCGUUUAUGACAAAAACACUCUGGAAUAUCCACACCCGGAAAGAAACGUUAUGGAUUCGUUGGGUCCAUGACUUUUAUUUACGGAAUGUGGACUUCUGGACGUGGAAUCCGGGAAGAAACGAGUCCGCCCUCAUGCGUAGUUUGGCGAAGGUUAGGGACCUUCUCGUAAGCAGAUUUGGAACCACUAGUGACUGUAUCAAUAAACUGGCCUCUUGGAAUGGACCGAAUGGCAUUAAUACUUCGGCCGUGUAUGAAGCAAUUCGUCCACAAAGCCCAAAAAAGUUUGCCAUGAGGUUUAUUUGGAAGAGCUUUGUCCCUCCUAAAUUUGCUUUUUGUACGUGGCUUUGCUUACAUGGAAGGCUACUCACGAAAAGCAAUGUAAUCUUCAUGGAGAUUGACAAACAUUGCUCGUUUUGUGGUGCUACACUGGAAGAUAUCAACCACCUUUUCUUCAUGUGCCCGUUCUCUAAACAAGUUUGGGACCGUGUAAGAGAUGGUGUUGGUAUUGCAAGGAAUACGGCCUCUAUCAAAGGAGCAAUAAAAUGGCAUCAUAGGGAUUCUCGAGGAACCCGGCCUCGAUCCAAGAUUGGUGCUCUAGCUAUCAUGGCCUCGGUUUUCCAUUUAUGGAAGACAAGGAAUGCUCUUUAUUUUGAUCAGAUGGCUGCCGAUGUGGACCGUACUUCUACCAUGAUCCUCAAGAACAUUUUCCAGGUGAUGUACAGGUUAUACCCGAAUGGGUGGAAUGCAUGA